UAGCAACUGCUUAUGCCGGAGGCAGCCAAUCGAGAAGCGUAAGAGCUACUGCAGGUGCAAAGCAAGGCUAGCCGCUGCAGUGAAGCCGAGGAGAAAACACAUUUCAUGAUGGCGUCUGCAAAUGCCACAUACGGGCAGAAGGAGUCUACGGACCAAAACUUUGAUUACAUGUUUAAAAUCCUCAUCAUUGGCAACAGCAGCGUAGGAAAGACUUCCUUCCUUUUCCGCUAUGCAGAUGACUCAUUCACGCCAGCCUUUGUCAGCACUGUGGGCAUCGACUUUAAGGUCAAGACCAUCUACAGGAAUGACAAGAGGAUAAAGCUUCAGAUAUGGGACACUGCUGGGCAGGAGCGCUACAGGACAAUCACCACAGCCUACUACAGGGGUGCCAUGGGCUUCAUCCUCAUGUAUGACAUUACCAAUGAGGAAUCCUUCAACGCUGUGCAAGACUGGUCGACCCAGAUCAAGACAUACUCGUGGGACAACGCUCAGGUCCUGUUGGUGGGGAACAAGUGUGAUAUGGAGGACGAGCGAGUGGUGGCUGCAGAGAGGGGUCGGCAGCUGUCAGAACAGCUGGGUUUUGAGUUCUUUGAGGCAAGCGCUAAAGACAACAUUAACGUGAAGCAGACAUUCGAGCGGCUCGUGGACAUCAUCUGUGAGAGGAUGGCAGAGAGUCUGGAUAACAACGACCCCACCAUCACCGGAGCUAAACAGGGGCCACAGCUCAGCGAGCAGCCUCAGAGGUCCCAUCAGGAUUGUGCUUGUUGAACACAGCUACACACACGUCUGCUGUCAUGAGAUCCACACACCUUGUUAGGUUUUAUUUUUGAGUUUUGCUUUCUUUUUGUUUGUUUUCAUACCACACACAGAAACUGCCAUACAUAGAGACAGAUGCAAGAUGGCUCUUCAGUUCUCCACCCCUCUCACUACACCACAACUACUGUCCACAUCAGCCAGUUCCCCCCAAAGAUGUGGUGUUCUUAAAGUUUUUGUUGUCAGUAGUACAGAAAUUAUGAGAUUAUGCAUAUUUGGUCAGAGGGGUAAAGAACAUUUAACAUGAUUACCAUCGUAAAAAGUCUUCAAUAGCUGCACACGCACUAUAACAGAACUGCAAAAGGCCAGUCAGGCUAAGACUACAUCAUUCCUUAUUUUUAAUGUCUGUGAUUGGGUUGAACUCUAAAAGGUUGUGAAGGAGCAGUAUUCUCCUCCAGCCUCCACUCCCAUUCAGCACCAAUGCCUCAGACCUAAAUAGAUACUAAUCAUUUGGCAAUUCUUCGACAUUUAUUUCCACUGAAAAUAUGUUUGUUGCUGUGUUGGUUGAUGUUUUUUUUUUGUUUUUGAAUUGGUCAGGUGUGGUUUUGAGCAUGUGAAAUCAUCUUGUCAUAGUUGUGUUUUAGUUUGGUGUCCUUACAGGGUUGUUUGAGAGCUCGUUUCUCUCUUUAAUUUAGGGAAUUAGUGGAAAAAUAGCAAGUUGUGCAUAUCACUCAACCAAUCAAGACAUCUAUGCUCAUGGAGUCUAAAAAUGCACUGCUCCUGUUGUUUAGGGAGAUUUUAUACUAAAUCAGAUCAGAAUCGGAAAGACUUUAUUUAUCCCCAAGGGGCAAUGUAGUUCAUAACAAAACAAAAGUCAACAGAAAAGGUAUGACUAAUUUACUUUGAUAACAUUUUGCAUCCAAAAGAUUAACAGGACGCUUAAUCUGGUUGAAAUUCGUACAUCACUUAAGAGAACCUGUGCUUUCCACCUUAAAAGAUGCAGGUAUAGGCAUUUCUGAAUUUGAUCAUAUGGUCAGGUAUAGCUGACUAAUGUAGAAGAUGCGCAUGCCACCAUAGGAACCGUGGUUGUACAACUUUAAAAAACAAGCUCAUGACUUAAGCUAGUGUGCACAUGUGUCUGCCAUAUUUACUCUCCUGUCCUUAAAGAAAUGGCACUGCACUCUGAACUUCUUACUGUUCUGUAAUAACUCUCGGCUGGCUUAUACUCAGCACCAUGACAGAGAAUCAGGAGCCUAUUGUUCUCCUACCAAGUCUUUACCACUUCACCAUUACAACACUGGAAACACCUGGGUGCAAACUUUUCAUAGGCAUACAGUGUGUCAGUUUUAGUUUUGUUAUGAAAUAUGUUAACUUUGAAAAUAAGUGGUAGUAAUAGAAGUGCAUUUCUUUAUUCUAUGAGUGUAGAUAUAUAAUUACUUUGAGGCCUGUCUCAGAAAUUUUAAAGAAAUGUUUAUUAGCAGACUCAGAGAGUACGUUAAUGUGGCGUUAAAAAAAAAAAAGCAACAGAGCCUCUUUUUUUUUUUUUUUUUUUAACCUUUUUUGUUACUGCUUUUUAACACAUAGGACAAAAUAAAAGGAUACAGGAUCUAUUUCGCUAACUGAAGAGUGUAUAAAUGUUUUAAAGGUGAAAUGCAUAUAUAAUAUAUUAAAGUGAGAAUGAUUUUGGAUAUUGGAUUCAUUCCUGUGCCGUAGUAAGACGUGCAUGUCGUUGAUGUUUUUAAUGGAUUCUUGUUGACUGGAUGGUUAUCUGUAUGAGCUGUUGUCUGAUUUGAAAACCCACCUAUCAUGCAGUUAAGGUACUUGGACGUACCCGGUGGGGCUAAAGGUUUCAGAUGUUAAGCCCACAGCCCCCUUCACAUUGUAUUACUUUCAUUCAAUGUGUACAAUGUGUAACGUGCACUCACUAGAAAGGCAUGUGAUUCAGUGUGAGCACUGGUGCAGCACAGUCCUGCCAUAUCCAGGAAGCCUCUUAUGUCUUUCUAGAUGAUAUUUAUGUCUUUACGUAUUUAUUUUUGACAGAAUAUGAUGUUUUUGAGCAUGUUAACUGUGACUCUUAUUUCUCCCUUUCUUUCUGUGAGGCUCAAGUUAAGGGAUUUGUUCGCUUAUGUAUUUAGUACAAACCGGUAAGUCAUGCAUUCAGACAUAUGCUGAGGCAUGCGAAGACAUAGCUUCAUCACAUGAAUUAUUUAUUUUGUAUUAUUUAUAACUUAAUUUAUUUGUAGUAUUCUUCCUAGAUUAUGCAUUGCAUUCUGCACUCAACUUUUUAAGGGAUGUUCAGUAGUAUUCAAUCGCUAAACUGUCCCAGCUUUUAGAUGACAGUGUGUUUACAGUGCACAGUGUACAAAGCUUAAGAUGAUUCCUCGAGAGGAAAGUUAAACAUUCCAGUGUAAAACCUCUGCUCAUGUCCACAUGACUUUGGUGGGACGUUUGUUUGUCUUUUGAUAUCAGUUAUGUAACUUUUAAGGCUAGGCUGAGCAUAGAACAAUUUUGUUUUGUUUUGUUUUUUUGACCAUCGUCAGCACAGUGAAGCCUCGCUGAAGGUUUUUGAGCACUGUACUCGGGUGUUUGAAUGUACAGUUUCUAUAAAGAGGGUCUUGAUGAUGUGUUUAAAGCCAAAAACAUUGCUUGUUGGACUUGUGCUAUCAAACCUGUCUGGUAGUUUUUCUACUCUGUGCAGCAGCUCCAAACAUCAAAAGUGUUUUGGGAAUAAAGUGAAUAUGCUGAACACUUGAUUUAAAAAGUGAUUCUUACCACAUUUGUCCCUUUUUUUUUUUUUUUUUUAAAUUUUGCUUAGUGUAUCUUACUGCAGCUGUAAACUUGCUAAUAACUUGGGAAAACACAUCCUCCCGUUCAGCCGUCCUGCUCCUCCUCCUCCUCCUCUUUCCUCACCCUGUUACAUAUAACCUGUGUAAAUAGGAACUUUCUGCCCGUCAGGCAUUAGGAAUGUGAAUUGUGCUGUAACUGUGUAAUGCCAGGUUUACUAAAAAUAAGGAAUCAAUAAACAACUUCUCAAAGCUGGA
Messenger RNA from Pelmatolapia mariae (spotted tilapia), 3794 nucleotides. It is a transcript of the gene rab3aa, whose product is annotated as RAB3A, member RAS oncogene family, a. NCBI's taxonomy places the organism in Eukaryota, Metazoa, Chordata, Actinopteri, Cichliformes, Cichlidae. Gene Ontology annotation, cellular component: synaptic vesicle membrane; axon; endosome. The record is from RefSeq and is a predicted model, not a curated record. Gene Ontology annotation, biological process: synaptic vesicle exocytosis; regulation of exocytosis; protein localization to plasma membrane. Gene Ontology annotation, molecular function: GTPase activity; myosin V binding; GTP binding. Bases 106 to 768 code for a protein of 220 amino acids. The transcript has 5 exons.